Messenger RNA from Felis catus (domestic cat), 2948 nucleotides. It is a transcript of the gene TRABD2A, whose product is annotated as TraB domain containing 2A. Gene Ontology annotation, cellular component: membrane. The record is from RefSeq and is a predicted model, not a curated record. Gene Ontology annotation, biological process: negative regulation of Wnt signaling pathway. Lineage: Eukaryota; Metazoa; Chordata; Mammalia; Carnivora; Felidae. Gene Ontology annotation, molecular function: metalloendopeptidase activity. The transcript is spliced from 13 exons. Bases 1147 to 2694 code for a protein of 515 amino acids.
UCGCUUCCCCGCCGCGCCCUCAGCCCAGGCUGCCUUGGGGGCUGGGCGCGGCACUUCCUGCUCCGGGGCCCCAGCGCCCCGCGCCCCCAGCCCGCGGUGACCCCGCGGUGGAAGCUGUCGGUGCUGCCGGGACGGGUGCUGGGGCCAUGCUUUCCGUUCGGGGCUGCGCUCCCCUCCCCAGGAAUCUGCUGCUCCCUUCCAAAAUAAUGGGCGUGGGGGCCGGCGGGGGGAGGAGUGUGUGGUUGUGUGUGUGUGGUUGUGUGUGUAGUAUGUAGUUGUAGGUGUGGAUGUGCAGCGUUGCACGCUGGCUCUGCAGUCAUCCCGGCUCGCAGGAGAUCCCCCCCGCCCCGUCCCUGUGCAGUUCCCACGUCUCAUGCCUUUGCCCUCCUCCCCCCUCCCCCAACCUCCCCUCUUCCUCUCCUUGGGGAGGCUGAACCCUUGCAUAGACUCGCCCUAAAAGAAUCUGAGCCGAGGGUUCCUAGAGAUGAAGAGACGGGGGAAACAGGUUUCCACUGCUCUUUGCUCGGAUUGGGGGCCGGUUGCCCUCUCGUCGUCGUCUGCGUUCCCUGAGCUGGGAGGCUCUCGCGGGAGUGGUGGCGGGUGUUCCUUAAAGGCUUGUCAGUCAGCUGCUGCUGGUUUGGACCAGGCUGGGCUUGGUUGCAGGUUGCCAGCUGAAUCUAGGUCUGCAGGACCAGGAACUAGCUGGUGCUUAUUCUUCUCAAGGUCCUGGGAGUUUACUCCGUGCAUCCGGGAGAUAGGAAAAGAGGAAACAAAUACAAGACUGCACUGGAGUUUUUAUGGACCAGUCUUAGAGCCAGCUGCCAUGUUGUGAGCAGUUCUACGGAGAGGACCACGAAGUGAGGGAGCGCCAGUCUGUGGCCAACAGCCAGUGAGGAGCUGAGGCGAUCAACAAGCGAGUUUGGAAGCAAGUCCUCCGGCCCCAGCUACCAGAAUUUCGGCGCUAGCUUUUGGAGCCAGAGACUGGAACAGGAAGAGGAGUGAGAAAAUGGGCGCUUGGUACUACUGGAAAUCCUGGUUUUAUAAGAAUCUGUGAGAGAAAAGGUUUGCGUGACAGAAGCGCUGAGGAGGAAGCCAGAAGCCAGCUGAACAGUGACCAGAAGCUAGCUCCGUCACUCUCCUCAGUUCAUGCUGUUACGUGCUUUCUGUCAGGAAUCAUUCACACAGGCAGCGGUUUUGCACCAGGCUCCCAGGAGCAAGCAGAGUGAAUUGAAUUCCUUCUUGUGGACCAUAAAGCGAGACCCGCCAUCUUACUUCUUUGGCACGAUCCACGUUCCAUACACCCGGGUUUGGGACUUUAUCCCGGACAACUCCAAGGAGGCUUUUCAGCAGAGCAGCAUUGUGUACUUUGAGCUGGACCUCACGGACCCCUACACUAUCUCGGCCCUCACCAGCUGUCAGAUGCUGCCGCAGGGCGAGAACCUCCAGGACGUGCUCCCCAGGGACAUCUACUGCCGCCUCAAGCGCCACCUAGAGUACGUCAAGCUCAUGAUGCCCUCGUGGAUGACCCCAGACCAGCGUGGCAAGGGGCUCUAUGCGGACUACCUCUUCAACGCCAUCGCGGGGAACUGGGAGCGGAAGAGGCCCGUCUGGGUGAUGCUCAUGGUCAACUCCCUGACCGAAGUGGACAUUAAGUCCCGUGGGGUGCCUGUCUUAGACCUGUACCUUGCCCAGGAGGCUGAGCGGCUGAGGAAACAGACUGGGGCCGUGGAAAAGGUGGAAGAGCAGUGCCAUCCACUGAAUGGGCUGAACUUUUCACAGGUCAUCUUUGCUUUGAACCAGACCCUCCUGCAGCAGGAGAGCCUUCGAGCAGGCAGCCUUCAGAUCCCCUACACGACAGAGGAUCUCAUCAAACACUAUAACUGUGGGGACCUCAGCUCCGUCAUCUUCAGCCAUGACAGCUCCCAGGGUAAGGACUUCCGGAAGGUCUUUGAGAGGCUACUGCAUGUGGGAGAAGCAGCCAGGGUUCCCAAUUUUAUUAACGCCACGCUGCCACCGCAGGAGCGCGUCACCGCCCAGGAGAUCGACAGCUACUUCCGCCAGGAGCUCAUCUACAAGCGGAAUGAGAGAAUGGGGAAGCGGGUGAAGGCCCUUUUGGAAGAGUUCCCGGACAAAGGCUUUUUCUUUGCCUUUGGAGCUGGUCAUUUCAUGGGCAACAAUACAGUGCUUGAUGUCUUGCGGCGCGAAGGCUAUGAGGUAGAACACGCCCCCGCUGGACGACCCAUCAACAAGGAGACGAGUAGAAGUCCCUUGUCGGGACCCGCCUCCUCUGCCAUCUUUGUUCCGGAAGUGCCUGCCUCAGAAGCGCGGGUACCGGAAGCUGGGUCUGCGGUUCACUCGCUGUGGCCUCCCCACGUGUCCCUGCCUGGAAGUGCCCACCUGGGAGGCGGAGCGGAGCGGAAGUUUCGGAAGAAACGGAGGCGGCAUCGGCCACAGCGAAAGCAGCGGCUUCGGCAGUUCAGCGAUCUGUGGGUCCGACUGGAGGAGAGUGCUGAGGUCCCACAGCUCCAGGUCCCUGUUCUGGAUAGGCACAUCUCUGCCGAGCUGCAGCUCCCUCGCCAUGGGCAUUCCCGCCACAGCCAGAUGGUAGCCAGCAGUGCCUGUCUGUCUCUCUGGACUCCUGUGUUCUGGGUGCUGGUGCUGGCUUUCCAAACAGAGACACCCCUCCUGCAAUGACGGGAGGAGCCAGGCCAGGCCCCUGACCCCUUGGACUUGAAGGAUGGCUAUUCCUGUACUCCACACCCUGUUCUGGCCUUGAUAGGUCCAACCCAGGAAAAGAGAGAAUAAACGUUGAUUCUUCUCUUUCCAAGGAACGACUCUGGGUUAUCCAGCAGUGCUGGGGGUAGGUGUACAGUUUUGUAACAUAAUGACUUGUAUGAAAAUAAUUGUAAAUGAAUUAUAUGGAAAUAAUUAAAUGUCUUUUCUUUGUA